This is a messenger RNA of Thlaspi arvense, 738 nucleotides long. The record is from the annotation of a GenBank genome assembly. Lineage: Eukaryota; Viridiplantae; Streptophyta; Magnoliopsida; Brassicales; Brassicaceae.
AUGGGGCCAGGAGUGGCUGUUUCUUCUCUUAAGUCGAUUUGCUUGAAGGAGCUUUACAAUGGUCAGUGCUUUGGUCUGAUGAUCGCGGGCGCGAAGAAUCUCAGAUCUUUAAAGCUAUUCAGGUGUUCUGGUGAUUGGGAUAAGCUUCUUCCGAAGAUGACUGUCAAGGAUCAUGGCAUAGUGGAGAUACAUCUUGAAAGGAUGCAAGUGAGUGAUCUUGCAUUAUCUGCAAUCUCUAAUUGCUCAAGCCUCGAGAUCUUGCACCUUGUGAAGACACCUGAAUGCACGAAUUUCGGAUUAACCGCGAUUGCAGAGAAGUGUAAGCUAUUGCGUAAGCUUCAUAUCGAUGGAUGGAAAGCCAAUUUGAUUGGAGACGAAGGGCUUUUGUCUGUGGCUAAGUUUAGCUCUAAGUUACAAGAACUGGUUCUCAUUGGAGUGAAUCCAACAACGUUAAGUUUAGGAAUCUUGGCUGAGAAAUGUCAGAGUCUUGAAAGAUUAGCACUUUGUGGUUGCGAUACGUUUGGUGAUCCUGAGCUUUCUUGCAUCGCUGCGAAAUGCCCGAUUAAGAUUAAGAAGUGUAGAGGAGUGAUGGGCAGUUGCGCAUACUGGUUAAGAUCGGUUAGGCUUGCGCUCUCGGUGAAUGCAGACACCGUGGAACCGCAAGAACAUCAUGAAGAAGCAACCGUUGAAGGAGGGUUACAAGAACUCGGAGUCGAGUUCCCUCAUUUGAAUAGCUAG